AGCCGUGUUGGUCUUCCGAGUGCUCUACACUGCCCGUCGCUGCGUGUUAGACACGUUGUUGUGGCUGUUGUGUGGGUCUGGUGUGCUUAUGGUGGUUGUUGUGGUUGUUUGUUUGCCUGAUGUGCUCAUGGUAGUUGUUGUGGCCGUUGUGAGGGUCUGGUGUGCUCAUGGUGGUUGUUGUGGCUAUUGUGUGGGUCUGGUGUGCUUAUGGUGGCUGUUGUGGUUGUUUGUUUGCCUGGUGUACUCAUGGUGGUUGUUGUGGUUGUUGUGUGGGUCUGGUGUGCUUAUGGUGGUUGUUGUGGCUGUUGUGUGGGUCUGGUGUGCUCAUGCUGGUUGUUGUGACUGUUGUGUGGAUCUGGUGUGCUCAUGGUGGUUGCUAUGGCUGUUGUGUGGGUCUGGUGUGCUUAUGAUGGUUGUUGUGGUCGGUAGCUUGAUACUUCACACCUUGCGACAAAGUGGUGAGACGGGGAGUUUGCGGGCGAAUAUGAGCAACCUGGCGAUUCUGUGCUACCACUACGUCAUAGUGUAUUACCUCAAUCUGGUCAAAGAGGACACGGAGGCGGUGGACCGUGUGCUGGACAACUCUCUGCAACAGUAUCCCAACGGCGCCUUCUUCUUAUUCUACAAAGGCAGACGCCAUCUGGCACAUCGAGAACCCGACCAGGCUAUCG
This is a messenger RNA of Sphaeroforma arctica JP610, 671 nucleotides long. RefSeq lists its product as hypothetical. Lineage: Eukaryota; Ichthyosporea; Ichthyophonida. The annotation marks the transcript as partial. The transcript has 3 exons. The record is from RefSeq and is a predicted model, not a curated record.